This is a messenger RNA of Erpetoichthys calabaricus (reedfish), 2844 nucleotides long. Its product is annotated as cadherin-related family member 4-like. Gene Ontology annotation, biological process: homophilic cell-cell adhesion. Lineage: Eukaryota; Metazoa; Chordata; Cladistia; Polypteriformes; Polypteridae. The coding region runs from base 137 to 2485 and encodes 782 amino acids. The transcript has 20 exons. Gene Ontology annotation, molecular function: calcium ion binding. Gene Ontology annotation, cellular component: cell-cell junction; membrane. The record is from RefSeq and is a predicted model, not a curated record.
CAACCGUUUAUUGACUCUCUUAUUUAUGAUGGCCCGGGUGUAGCACUUAGCUGAGAUUCAUUUUCGAGUUGUCAAUUAUUGAAACGGUUGUUGCGUCGAGGCUACCUAUCGGACAAGUGCUGCUCGGCCGAAUAAAAUGUCUUGGAUUAUAUGCACCAAGGUCAUGUUAUUUUUGCUAUAUAUGCACGUUAAAGUUAAAUUGACCUCUGCACAGAGCAACCCUGUCUUUAAUCUUCCAACCUCUGUAAACAUCAGUGAAAACAGCCUUCCAGGGAGCCUUGUAUUUGGCUUUGUAGUUGAGACCAAUGAUUCCAACCCCCAAGUCUGGAUUCAAAGGGUCAAUCCUCCCACUACCGUCUUUGCGAGUCCAAUCCUGAGACCAGGGAGCACAGUGGAUACAUAUCAAGUUGAGAUCCGACUUAGCAGCAAUGCCUCCCUGGACUUUGAAAUGACCGCGGUGUACUUUCUCACCAUUCUCGUGGAAGCUAAUAACCAGUCUGUGGAGCAGACCAUCGUCGUGCAAGUCUUGAAUGUCAAUGAACCCCCAAAUUGUGACUCCGUGUUUGAGAAUCCAGGGGCCACUGUGUCUGUGCCAGAGGAUCUCCCCGUUCCUGUACAGAUUUAUUUUAUUCGGGCAUCUGACCCUGACCGUGGUGACGCACUGAAGUACACGAUUACUGAAGUUCAGCCUCCAAGUGCAAAUACGCGCUUUACCAUUAUCGAUAAAACACUUACUUGUACUCAAGGAUUUGACUAUCAGAAUGGACAGAAGAGUUUCAUCGUUGCCAUCACUGUGAGUGACCAACAUGGCGCUAGCUGCAAUGGCUCAGUAAGCAUCCUAGUCUUGCCGGUGUUGGACAGACCUCUGAAUUUCACGAACCCUAAUCAGUCAGUCUCUAUUACUGAAGAAGGAGGCCCUAAUGUCUUUGUGGCAGUGGUUACCGCAGUGGGUUCAAAUGUCCUUUAUGAAUUUGUGGAUAACCCAAGGGCAUAUCAGAUUGACAGAGCUACUGGGAUCAUCCGAACUUCAUAUAACCUCGAUCUGGAUGUAGACGACAGUCUGAAGCUGACAAUACUGAAGAUCAGAGCAUUCAUCCCCACUGCCCACCGCAGCGGCACCACAGUAGUCUAUGUUUCGGUCCUGGAUGUCAAUGACAUUCCCCCAGUCUGUGCGCCUCCUAAUGUGAUGCUUCAGAUUCCAGAGACAACCCCCAUAAAUACAGACCUGGUUACGUUCCAGUGCAAAGAUGCGGACAUCUCUAACACUACGGUGACCUUCAAGCUCCAGCCCAAUGCAAAUUCACUCUUCUCAUUCCGUCUUGCAGGAGGGCAGCUAAUAGUGAACAACACCUUGGACUACGACAACGCUCAGAUUGCAGCCAACAACUUCCAGUACACCACCACCAUCAUAGCCUCUGACAACGGAAUUCCUCCCCUCACGACUGAAAUCCAAGUGAUUGUGGUGGUAACACCUGUGAAUGAAGGUGACCCUCAGUUUCUGCCUCCAUUCUUCUUCAACGUGCGAGAGGACACUGUGCCAGGUGCUGGGGUUGGCAUUGUGAAGGCUACUGAUCCAGACUGGGAGUUCAAUGCCAUCAGCUUCUCCAUUACCUCUGGCAAUGAAUUCUUUAUUGAUCCUAUGACUGGGGAGCUCUAUUUGAGAACAAAGCUGGAUUAUGAAACCCAACGCACUAUCCUGCUAAAUGUACAAGCUGUGGAUCUCAAUCAAGAUAUUGAGCCAGACCCAGCCAAGCAGAGAACAUCAAACCAAGUGAUCACAAUUAACGUUACGAAUGUGAAUGAUAACCCACCAGUUUGUGAUCCUGCUAUGUAUGAGUUUACAAUUUACUCGACCCUCAAGAGCAACAUGCUUAUCGUAUCCUUCUCCUGCACAGAUGCAGAUGGCAACGGACUGACGGCCACAAUCGUCACUGGCAGUGCCACUGAUCGAUUUUCUAUCCUGGGUAUGACGCUGUAUUCCAAAAACACAUUCUCCUAUAACCCAGAUGGCGUGUUUGACCCCACAACAUUUGAGAUUCUAGUUCAAGUUUCUGAUGGUAAAUAUUCUACAAAAGUGGUGGUGAUUGUCCAUGUGGUUCCAUGGGUGACUACAGCACCAACGACCACAACACCCAAACCGACCAAAUCGAGCCAAGUGGUCACUCUGCUUGAAACGUACUGGGAUCCGGAGGUUUGGUAUGUCGUAGUCCUGACUGUGACUGGGGCCCUCGUCCUCAUUGGCUUAGGGCUGCUGAUACUGAAGAUUCUGCAGUGGUGUUCAGUUUGUAGGCCUCCUGUUCAAGAAAUGACCCAGUUGCUGAUACAAAAGACGUCUGUGGAUUUUCGAGACAAUGCUCAGAAGCCAGCAGCAGAUGUACAGGAAGUGCCAGCAACACCAUCGGAUUUUGAUGGAAAAGCAAGAGAUCCAGUUACAGGGAAAUACUACCUGUUCAACUCCCAGACCGGGCAGAGACGAUGGAAUUGAGUACAGUGGGCUUACAAUUGACUUGCUCUGUCAAUUGUAAGAACCUGAGUGAGGUACUUGUGCUGGAAGUAAAUACUUUUUGUCUGCAACUUGAUUCUGUGAGCCUUCAGGCUCCCGAGGUGUCAUUUGAUAGUAAAAUGUAAACUGAAGCUACAACUGAGGCAUGUGGCAGUUCUACACAAAUAAGCCUUUGAAUUUUUGUUCUUUUGUAAGUGUAACAUUGAGUUAACUGAAGACUGGUGUCUAGCACUUUUUCAAUUUGAACGUUUAGAAACCAAUUAGUACUUAUUAAUUGGAAUAAUGGUUGCAGUCUAAAUAUGUUGAAUUGUAAGCAUUAAUAAACAGCUACUUUAAAAUAA